AUUGAUAAUUUAAUCGUUUAGUAUCCAUUAGCUUCAAAAUAUACACGUUUACAUUUGGUAAAAAUUAUUUCGAAGUGAUUUGUAUAAUUUGUGAUAUCCGAUUUGCCUUAAUGGAAGUAGUCUAUCGAGCAAGGCCCCGUGGUACGCCGUUUUAAUUUCACCGAUCGGUCUGUCUGUUGGGGCGGCCGAUGUCUACCUAGAUAGCAAUAAUAAAAUGUAGGACGAUAAUCAGACGCGUCGCUUUGUUGUAUGUUAUCCGGCGUUGUUAAAAUACGAUUUGACUAUGAUUUACAGAUUUUUAUACGUGUACUCUUUGUAUUAAUAAAAAGUGUCUUUGCAGCUUGUGAAUAUUGGGUAAAAAGGUAUAAUAGAUAGUAGGAAACUAAAUUAUACGAUUACCCCCAAAAAAUCUAAUGCAGUCCAGAGCUCCGACUCAGCAAGCAUUGAAGACAUCUGAGGAUCUAGUGUAACAUAAGUAGUUUAUUUUUCAACAAUAAUAGUUUCGGUUUUAAUAAAUUGUGACACUCAUUGCGUUAAAAGACUCUAGUUAGUGUUCAUGUGAACACAAAGACUACAAGAAAAUGUGAUUUGAUUUAAAAAUAUAUAUAUAUCUGGUAUUAGAAACUAACACCACACGUUUUUCUGUGAUAUAUUGCUAAAGUAAUACUGGAAUUUUCGAUCUAUAUACAAGAAGACGCAAUCAAGAUAUAAUGUCCAGCAAUCCUCAGUGGAAAAUGUUCCAGCCGCCAGAUUCACACCCACAACCUCUGCAAGAAAUCCUUGAUCAGCAUUCAUCCAUGCAGGCCAAACAGGCUUAUCGCAAUGGUACAUACAGCAGUGAAUAUCCCAGUUCCCCAAGGGAUAACUUCAACAAUAUGAAUAAAGGUAGCGGCAACCGCUUCUCUCUUGGCAACUACAACAUAGACGGAUGCCCCAUGGGUGACUCAGUGGGGGUCUACUCAUCAGGGUCUGCUAACAAUUCCUCGUCUCAGUACGAUUCAAUGAACCAUCCACCUAUUAGGGAGACAGGAAUAAUUGAAAAAUUAUUGCACUCUUAUGGGUUCAUACAGUGCUGUGAAAGGCAAGCUCGCUUGUUCUUCCACUUUAGCCAGUUUAGUGGCAAUAUUGAGCAUCUUAAAAUUGGCGACCCUGUGGAAUUUGAGAUGACCUACGAUCGUCGCACUGGGAAACCUAUUGCUUCAACGGUCACUAAGAUCGCACCUGAAGUGGUAUUGAGUGAAGCAAGAGUUACAGGCACUGUGACUACUGAAGUGAAAGGAGAAGGUUCGGGUGACAAUACAGGGAGGAUUUCGUACGAGAACCGUGGUGAAUGUUUCUUUUUGCCAUACACGAAGGACGAUGUAGAGGGCCAUGUGACCUUGCACACUGGGGACGCUGUUAGCUUUCAGAUCGCGACGAAUCAGAGGGGCACUCUUGGCGCGUGCCACGUAAGGUUUGAGAACCCCGUACAUCCAGUGAAAUAUCAUGGAGUGGUGUGCUCUAUGAAAGAGAACUUUGGAUUCAUUGAGCGGGCUGACGUGGUCAAGGAGAUUUUCUUUCAUUAUUCCGAGGCUAAGGUUAAAGAAGAACUGACUUUAGGAGAUGAUGUCGAAUUUACCAUACAAACUAGAAAUGGCAAGGAGGUAGCUUGUGGCAUUACGAAACUGCCAAGUGGGUCUGUGGUAUUCGAAGAUGUGAGCCCCGAGAUAAUGCGCGGCCAGGUGUUGAAGCCGCUCGAGCGGGGCAACAUGGCGCGCGUGCCCCAAAACGACCCGCUGCCCGGCCGCAUCCGAUACCGCGCCGCUGAUCAUUCCGAAGUUGAAGUUCCAUUUGGCGAAAAAGAUCAGUCUGGCGAGUUUACUCUCCGCCACGGUGAUUGGGUCCAGUUCCAAGUGGCCACCGACAGACGGGACCAGUUGAAGCGCGCCACCAACAUCUCUCUGCUGGACGAGUCGUUCAACGUAUCCGGGGAAAGGAGGGAGCAAGGUGUGGUGACGUCUCUCAGGGAAGGGUUUGGGUUCAUCCGCUGCGUGGAGAGGGAGCAGACGAUGUUUUUCCAUUUUGCUGAAGUGCUGCGUCUCGGCCACGAACUGAGCGUUGGUGAUGAGGUGGAGUUUACAGUGGACCCGGUGAACACGUUCUCGAACAUGAACUCGCGCCAGUCAGCUAUCCGCAUCAAGCAUCUUCCCCAAGGAACUGUUCAGUUUGAGACCUUGGUAGAGCGCGGAGUUAGGGGAGUGGUUACUAAGGAGGCCCAGAUGGUCUCGGCAGGGUCUAGUCCUACCCCAGAUAGCAACGGAACGAUCGGUUGUCAAAUCAAUGGGGUUAAGAAAUCGCUACCGUUCACCGCCAAGAAAUGUGAAUCAAAAAUGCUGCCUAGGGUCGGCGACAAAGUCAUUUUCGAUGCUUAUCAGGUGAAGAGAAACAAGGAGCUGAUAGCAAUGGCCGUCCAAGUCCAACACAGCUUGACGAACGGGGCCAGUAACGGGACGGCCACGCGCCCCGUGCAGCAAGGGUUCAUAGCCGCUUUGAAGGACGGCUUUGGAUUCAUUGAGACCUCUGACCAUAAUAAGGAGGUGUUCUUUCACUUCAGCAACUUGGAAGGAAGCCACGAUUCACUAGAGCUGGGCGCGGAGGUGGAAUACAUGUUGGGGCGUGUCAGCGGAUCGGGCGGGGGUUGCGCGAGCGCAGAAUUCGUGCGCGUUCUGCCUCGAGGCACGAUUCCGAUCGCUAAGCCGCUAGAUGCUACACUCAAUGGAACCAUCACUAGAACGUUGAGAGCGCUUAAUCCGGAUCAGGCUCAGUAUUCUGGUUUGAUCCAAGUGGACGGUGGCGGUGCUUCAUACGAAUUCGGCAUCAUGGGCCUGGCGUGCAAGCGGGAGAUACUCCAGGUCGGCGAUCCUGUCACCUUCCAGGCGGACGUGGAAGGUCGAGCCACCAACAUCGUGCCGAUCAGGAAGAAGAGACGCGCCACUGUUGAUGCCAUUAAAGGAGUUUUCGGGUUUCUAUCGCUGGAGUCGGAAGAGAAUCGGCGGUUGUUCUUCCACAUGUCCGAGGUCCGUGGAAACUCGUCCGAUCUGCAGCCAGGCGACACUGUGGAGUUUGUGAUGCUGACCAAUCCUCGCAACGGGAAGUCUUCUGCUUGUAAUGUCGUUAAAGUGGGUGCAAAGAGCAGUGUGAAGGCCCGCAGCGAACGGCCCGAGCGUCUCCUGGCGCGGCUUCGGACCGCUUCGCUGGAGGAAGCGGCCGGGCCCCGCGUGGUGCUCGCGAGGGCCCCGCGCGGCCCCGACGGCACCCGGGGCUUCCGUCCGCGGCGCCCUGUCGCUGAUCUGUUAGCCGAGUGAGACUGGUGAAGUUUUUCAUACCAAGGCCUCAACGCUCUACAGCUAUGUAGAUAGACAUCAUAAUGGUUUGAUUUUCAAAUUAUUUCAUUGUAUUCACGUGAGACUGACUGAACCCUUUUCUUUAGCAGCAUUUAGAAAAUUGUUUCGUGUUUUUAUUUUUAUUAUUCUGUGACAAGACAAUGUAAACUAAAUUAUUGUCAGCUACCACACAACCGAUCAAAUGUAUGGCUUAUUAUAUCGAAUGAGCAAUGAACAUAUCAAUUUAAUCAAACCAAGUUUAGUUGCAAGUGCAUAUAAGUAUGCAAAAGUCGAUUUUGAUUUACCUAAGUAAGAGGUUCUUUUUCGCAUAGACUGUUGUUCAAAAUUCCGCUUGCGCCACUCUUGAGCACUGGUACGGUUUGCCAAGUUCAAUGUGAGUAAUGGCCGGCACAUAACACAUGAAGCAUCGCCGCUCGACACCACGCGCCUCACAUACUCAUCUCGUGUAAAUAUUUUUUAUUAUCUAGCUAUUAUCAUAAAUCAUAUUAUUAUGCUGCUCGCCCACGUGUUUUUUGUAUAUUGUAAAAUAAAAUUUAUUUAACAUGAAUUACGUAGUUGCUUAAAUUAUUAUCGAUUGAAUAAAUUAACAACAAAUUCUAUAGGGAUACUAUCCACAUUUGUUGCCGUAUUUAUUUACGUUUGUAGAUCUCUAUUUGCGAAACGUUCUGUGAUUAUAUGAAAAUUUCGUGUGCAAUAAAUGUUUUAACAAAAAAAUAAUAAUAAUGUCCCUACAGGGCACUGCUAGUCUUUUAGUAUUAUGAUUCCAUGAGUCUCUAGGGCGCUUCAUCUGAUAUGUGUCGUCGUGACCCUGCCCACGGCUAUCUUCCAAACGAACAAAAAUUCUAACAAAACUAUCGGAAACUAAGCAUUUAAGUAUGGAGAAGUAUGCGAUUACGCUGGCAUGGAACCAAAGACUGAAAAUAUUUAUUACAGUAAUGAUAUUGGUAUUAGAUUAUUAUAAUUUACUAUAUGUUGUGAACAUUCAUGGUACUGAUGCGUUUGUAAAUGGUUAAUUGUUCGCUGUCUGUGCAAAUUUUUUCUGUGGCUAUAAGAAUUUAAUCAGUUCAAGCGGGACCAAAUGCUGAUAGAACUUUUAUUAUAUUGAUUACUGACAGAUAGUGCAGCUCAAUCCACCGUUUGGCUUACUAUUGUAACUAUUUAGUAAAAAGACGCGUCAUAGUUAAUUGUGACAAGUAUUCUAAUGACAAUUAGUAGUAUAUUACUUUGCCGAUGACAAUUUUAUUAUCAAAUAUAUAAAUUACUUGAUUUUUUUAAUGGAUGAUUUUAAUAUGUAUGUAUUUAUAAAAGGCUCGGUUUCUUAAUAGGCUAGUUAACAAAUUUCAAAAUCUCAUCAACAUACGUUUUGUGCAUGCAAUUGUUGGUAGAUUGAAAUCGUACCAUAACUAAAUUAUCUUUUGUACCAUAUCUUUUAGCUUAUAAAUGGAAAAUCCGUUUGCACUGAUUAAAGUUCACGGCUAACGUCGGUUGAAGCGAGCGAUCCGUCACUAAUUCGUGUUUAAUGAACUGAUAUUUGUAAUAAAGCAAUAUAAAUGUGUUCAAGUACAAGUAUCAAUCGGCUAAUUUAUAUAUAAUUGCCGAUUGUACUGAGUCCAAAACCGCGCGAGCCUUGUAGCUAAACCAGACUCCUUUAGUUUCUUUUAUAGGAAUUUACAUAAAUAGCUUUAAGAACUUUCUCAUCGAAUCUAUACCUACAAAAAUUAAAUGUCAGCUUAGUGCAAAUAUAAUUAUUGGCCUCGGUAUUAUUGCGACCUGGAGAAGGCAUUUUGUGAAGCGUCGGGCGAUGACGCGGUGGCCUUAGCAUGUUAUGUUCACGGCACCUUAUAUUACCUUUUUAUGUGUUAUUUGUGAUGGACGCGAAUGUUAUUGAUGUUUGAACGACGGUGGCACUCUACACCAAAAUUGAAUUUAUGUAAUUUUAGUAUUAAGUAGUUAACAAAUUGAAAAAUAACUGUUAUCGUGCCCAACGGCAAUACCAAAUGUGACUUUAAUCGAAUUUUACUUGUAUCAAGUUUCGUAUAGACAAAGACUGUGUUAUCAAUUUUGGUGUGGAACGGCCAUCUUAAGGGCUGUGUAUGGGAAAUGUUAUUCGUAAUGUUAAUACUUGUUACCCCAAAGAAGUAACUGGAAUUUUGAACAAACGUUUUAUGCCUUUAUGCUUUAAAAAUCUACUUUUUUAUUUUUCUUUUUCGUUUUGCUGUAACAUGUUUAUCUACUUUCAUGUAACCAUAUUAUAGUAAUAGUGGACUUAUAAUAUUCAGAAUAAUUGAUGUUGUAGUGUACGAAAGGCCCGGAUCAUUUCGGGUAUAGGUAUUAUGGUAUAGUAGUGUAACAAUGGCGGAGGAGGCCGGCGGCACCCACGGUAGUAAGGCCCGCGCUUAUUCUAGUCACAGUCCAUUUGUGACGUAUAAAAUUCUAUGAUUUUGAAAAAAGAAUGUAAAGUUAUGCAGUUGAAAUGGCCUUCUGCAUAUCUAAGUCGUCUUAGAAUUUUAUACUUUAUAUCUGGCUUUAUAAGAUUAGGCGUGGGCUAGUUCAUAACCGCGUCGGUCCCGCCUGCUUCCCCGCCCCAACCACAUCCUUGCCGAAAUCUCUCACUCGAGUUCCCACGUAGUUAUGAAUUUGGCGAACCAAUUAAUAUUGUAAUAUAAUGAAUUUCAGUGCCUAAAAGAACCUCUGGAUCACAAACCAAAAGAAAAAUAACUAUGUUAAAUUUAUCUAAGGCUUUCUGAAUACAAAUUUUGAAAUAUUCAUAA
Messenger RNA from Amyelois transitella, 6154 nucleotides. It is a transcript of the gene Unr, whose product is annotated as cold shock domain-containing protein E1. Lineage: Eukaryota; Metazoa; Arthropoda; Insecta; Lepidoptera; Pyralidae. Gene Ontology annotation, molecular function: nucleic acid binding. The transcript is spliced from 16 exons. The coding region runs from base 711 to 3344 and encodes 877 amino acids. The record is from RefSeq and is a predicted model, not a curated record.